Molecule: messenger RNA, 2729 nt
Organism: Mya arenaria
Lineage: Eukaryota; Metazoa; Mollusca; Bivalvia; Myida; Myidae
Product: zinc finger protein 771-like
Exons: 7
Coding region: 850-2241 (463 amino acids)
Biological process (GO): regulation of transcription by RNA polymerase II
Molecular function (GO): DNA-binding transcription factor activity; RNA polymerase II cis-regulatory region sequence-specific DNA binding
Source: RefSeq, a predicted model, not a curated record
AUUUAUCCGAAACUUUCUAGUCCGAAAAAGAAAUAUUGUCUACAGUACAUUUCAUGUCAUCAGUCGCUACAAAACAUUUCUUUUAACCCAGGUGCAGGACGAAGUGAACCAUUUCACAAGUGAACCAGUUCCUAAGUGUACCAUUUCAGGACCAAGUGAACCACAUAUGUAUUAUAUAGUGGCUAUUGUGUGAUGACACACUGUCUGAAAGGUUGUCUGACAUCAGUCAGACUGUGAUACUGACGUCCUCCGCUUCGGUCUGCAGGAGUGGAACCAGAACGUAGAACGGUAGGCUGCACUGGUUGGCUCUGCUGUCCCUGGUGCCAACCCUCUACGUCGUUGUUUGUGCGCACGGUUUCUCUAAAGACAGACCAGUUCUCUGGCUUCCACAGACUUCCCUCCACCCAUGUGCGCUCCACGUACUGUACCAGACGGUAUAUGCCCCUUCAUUGGUGAUGUCAUCAAGGAGGAAGUCAACAAGUUUUUAUUAUAAUUUUAAUCAUAUUCUGUGGAGAAUAACUGCAUACAAUAUUUUCUUGUAUUGGGUUCCAGACAUAAUAGCAAUGGCUAAUGCUUGUAAAUAACUUCCCAUUGGAAGGUUUACUGUAAUGAAAAUUGUGCCAACAUAUAAUUAUAAUCAUGAUUGACAACCUGUUAAAAAAAAUGUUCAGGUGACAAAACUGUUUCCCUGUUGUCUAUUAUUGGGGCUAGUUUUAACUGAUAAGUGCAAGGUUCUUGGCUGUGUUGCUUCAUCCCUUCAGCUCCAGUUUGUGUGUGCUGUCUGCUGAUCCUCCCAAAUAGCACCCUACCUGCGCAACUCACAACUGCAGGGUACACACAUCAUUAUCUAUGGCAUCCCGAAAGGCACCCAUUGACAUGUACACAGUGUCCCAGGUCCCUGGCUACAAAACUGUGAUGAGAGCAGUUCUCAAGGCACAAAUCCAUCAUCUUAUUGUACAGCUGUCAGAGAUUGGUGGUGAAGAUUCUGUUCUUCUAACAGCCAGUGUGGAGAAUGGUACACUUACUCAUCUUGGCUCAGAUGUGGCUGAAAGCUUCCUAAAAGAUCAUGACAAUUUUAGGACUGAGUUUCUGGAUCACUGUAUAAGAUCAAAAGAAUGGAAACCACUAACAGGUUUAUACAGCAACAAGAAAAAACAAGACUUUGAAAUGAAGUCGCCUUCAUUAUUUGUUCCAAAAUCUAAAACCUCACCUCGACGAGGUAAAAGAUCUGCACCGUACAGCUUCAACAUGGACGGAACACAAGGGGUGUCCCCAGUCAGGCAAUCAAAAAGACCACAGACAUCUAGAACUGGAAUAGGGCAACGAAAUGUAACAACUAGUAAGUCAGAUAAUGAAAACCAGGAUCACACAUUUGAUGAAGCUGAUGAUAUUCAGAUUGUGAAAGAAAUUAAAGAGGAAAACUUUGAAGGGAGUGAUGAUGUUGUUGAUAAAAAACAAACUGAGAUGGUAAAUGAUGAAAUGGAAGGUGACAGUGAUGCAGACUAUAAUGUAGGUGAUGAUGAGAAUGGUGAAUUGAAUGCUGAAAUGGGAGUUAUUGGUUCGGAAUUAUCUAUAGACACGACAAAUUACCAAGCAGAUCCCGAUGAUGAUGGAGAAUAUGUAGAUACAAGAACAGUUUCCAAGUGUCAUGUUUGUGAGGACGAGUUCUACAGUCAAGCUGAACUGAAGCGGCACUUCGUAGAGCAUCAUCCUGACUCCAAGCCAUAUAAAUGCGGGGUCUGUGAGAAAUGUCUUGGAACAAAGAGGGAUCUAGGUCGCCACAUGCGCACUCACACAGGUGAGCGACCAUUCCAGUGCGCUACUUGCGGGAAGGCUUUCAUACUUGGCAGGCAUCUCAAAGAUCAUGAGCUCAUCCAUACCGGUUCCAAGCCAUUCAAGUGUUCGGUUUGUAAGAGGUCCUUCCGUAAUAAAUACACACUUAAAAUGCACUUUUUUAUUCAUACUGGUGAAAGGCAGUUCAUGUGCAUGGUAUGUGGUCAGCGCUUUAAAUCAAGAGGUUGUCUGAAAAGUCACGCCCUCACUCACACUGAUAUUAAACCAUUUGUUUGUGAAAUAUGUGAAAGACCCUUCAGGAGAAAAAGCCAGAUGCGACAACACCAACACACUCACGCCAAGGCUUCACAUGCGGCUGUAGUUGAACAGGUUAUUGUAGAAGAGGUCGUCUUCCAUGGUGACCUUCCUGUUGAGGUGUCCACAGAGAAUGAGAAUGAAGACAUUUGAAAACGCAUUCAUGUAACUGUGGAUGAUUAAAACUUUGCAAUGGAGCUGUUACCAGAUACCAAAAGAGCUGUUGAAAACAAAACUGAUACAAUCUAAUUGAAUAAUAUUUUUUCGUACAAAAAUGUUUAAUGACCAAUUUAGUCAAAGGAGCUUACAGUAAAGACAGAAAAGUUACAGAGGUCAUGAGAUUGACCAGCACAAACUAAAUAGUUCAGUACAUACAUGAUACAUGUUUAUGAUCAUUCUUGAGCGUAGUGUUAACCCUGAUUUUUUCAAAGUCUAGGGCAUUGAUAGUGAUAAUCAGUAUUUUGUGGUCAUGUUAAUAAGGCAAAUCUAUCAGCUUUUGAGUGAAAAUCAUUUGUGUUUAUUGUCAAAGUUUAUAAAGUAUGAACAUUUUAAUGCUAACUUAGGUUUGUAUGAUUAUAUGAUUGUAUGUCAUUUUGUAUAGUAUAUAGAAGCUUGGGGAUGUAUGAUAAAAGGUACCAUUU